Molecule: messenger RNA, 2238 nt
Organism: Radiomyces spectabilis
Lineage: Eukaryota; Fungi; Mucoromycota; Mucoromycetes; Mucorales; Radiomycetaceae
Product: exocyst complex component Sec6-domain-containing protein
Exons: 2
Coding region: 1-2238 (745 amino acids)
Biological process (GO): exocyst localization; exocytosis
Cellular component (GO): exocyst
Molecular function (GO): SNARE binding
Source: RefSeq, a predicted model, not a curated record
AUGGAUGAUGCACGAGAAGUAGCCAUUGCCAAAAUAUCGGAUCUUUUGAAACAUCCUGAUGACCUUAGUACCAAAGUCGGACUGUUGGCGAAACGCUUAGCCAAAGAAAAAGCAUCUAUCGAUGCGCAGUUGAACACGGGCGUGCAGACCCAGCUAGACAAUGUGCAGGAAGGUUUAGACAUUCUCAAGCUGUCAUCACAGAAUACUGAGAAAUUCAGAGAAAGCAUGCGAAAUAUUGACAAACUGUGUCGAGACGCGCAAUCAAUGAUUGGCGAUUUUCCUCGCAUCAACAAGAUUUCUCAAGUCCAUCAAAACUUUGUAGCGACCCAAGAAAAGAUUACGGCUUUCCAGGAAUUGUCGCAACGGUUAAAGGAUAUCGACGAGAUGUUUCGACCAAUGCAACGCGAUAUUUUCGAUCCUCACGAAGAGUUAUUACACGUUCAUUAUCAUCUGUUCAAGCUGGAAGAGUUCCGUGACCGUACGAUGCACCAAGCACGCGAUUCACCUCACGAUGUCAUUAUUACCCUCAAGACGUAUUUCCGUCGUGUGGAUGUCCUGUCCGACGAUUUUACUCAGCAUCUGUGGCAACUGGCCCGCAAUUUGCUGCCAUUGGCGGAGAAUGGGUGUGGAUCGACCAUUGUCAAGCUGGCCAAGAUUAUCGAAUGCGAAGAACGAGCCGAUGAAAAAGCCCUGGCCGCAAAACAAGCGCAAACCAAUCAUCAAGAUAUUCAGGGACACAAGAAGUGGCGAUUAGCUGGCGGCAAUCCACGUACCAUUAAAUCGUACCGAGUCGAGUUUUUUGAACAGUUGCAUCAGUCGCUGUUGGAGCACUUUGACCAGGAAUUUGCGCCGUACAAGGAAGCCGAGGAUUGGGUGGGCGCACUGGAUGCCACCGAUUUCAUAUUCAACGAUCUGGAACUUGUCUUUGAUCAGAUCGUGCCCCGCAUCCCGAAAAAGUAUAAAGUCUUUCCUUACUUUGUCCUCGAAUAUCACCGGCAUACCUAUGAUUUGUUGAAUCAGAUGGUCAAGCAAGACUUGGAUGCAGGCACCAUCCUACGCUUACUACGUUUUGUCCGUGAUUAUUACACCACCAUGAGCACCCGGCUGGGCGUCACGGAAGAAUUGCUCGAACCGCAACUGCUGGACGGUCAGGAACAGACCUUGGUUGAUGAAUACUUGAAACUGGUGCGCACCAAGCUGGCCGAAUGGACGUCGAAUCUGAUGCUAACGGAAUCGCGCGACUUUGUCAACCGCAAAACACCGCCCGAAAUGAAUAUGGAUAAUCAGUACGGUAUGGCCGGCUCCGUCGACAUGUUCCAGAUCAUCAACCAGCAAAUCGACGUUGCUGCCGAUGCCAACCAAGGCAAACUUUUAUACCUUGUGGUGAAUGAAUGUCAAAAGGUGAUGAAGGAUUCCCAAAGCUUUUGGAAGCGACUACUAUCUUCGGAAAUGCGCAAACAGUUGGAAACGCCGGAUGAAGUGCCGGGAGAUUUUGUAGAAUAUGUGAUGGCGUUGGCCAAUGAUCAAAUCAAGUGUUCCGACUUUGCCGAAGGUAUCCUCAAACGAACCAUGUCCCUUGUCGAAGCCAAAUACAAGGCUCAGGUGGAAGAGAAAUUGUCCAAAGCGUUGGACGGCUACAUUCAAAUCGCUGCCAGUGCUCGUGAAGCACUUUUAGAAGUCACCUUCAACGAUAUCAAGCCUGUGUUUGACGAACUCUUCACUCCCACAUGGUACGAACAACCACUGAUUCCUUCCGUCAUCGAGACCUUGAAAGAUUAUUGCCAAGAUUUCGCUCACUUGAACGACUUUUUGUUUGACAAACUGGUCAACGACAUGCUGGAUCGAUUCCUGAUGCUGUACCUGGAGGCGAUGACCCACCGAAAUGCUCGAUUCCAUAUGGAGACGUGUUUAUCAAAGAUUCAAAACGAUGUGCGCAUUUCCUUCAAUUUCUUUGCGAGAUAUAAAUCCGUCGAAGAACUGGAAGAACGGUUCGAUGUGAUUGAAAAAGUGCACACACUCCUUGAAAGCAACCGUCGUAUGAUUUUCGUUGAUUACUACACUUUACGCCAGGCGUAUCCGGACGUACCGCUCGCCUUUGUGGAAGACAUCCUUAGCAAACGCGACGACCUUGAUAAAGCCGCCCUCAAGGAUAUCAUGAAAGGCAUCAAGGCCAAAGCAAGAGAAUAUGAACCUAGCAGUAACACGGCUCCCACCAUCUUCAGUCGCAUCAAAUGGUAG